AUGUCUGCCGCCGGCCAGCUCGACCGCCGCAAGUCCCUCUCCUCCAGCUCGCGCUCCGUCUCCGCCGCCGCCCUGAUGCCCAGUCCGCCCCUCGACCGCGCCGCCGACUUCGAGCCCUGCGCCGCCACCGCCUCCCUGUUCCUCUGCGCCCAUGGCUCCACCGUGCUCGCCCUGCACCACGACACCCUCGCCGUCGACCGCUCCUUCGACGCCCACACCGACCCCAUCACCUUCAUUGCUGCCGACAAUGUUAGUGAGAGUGGCGCCGGCCGUCUGGUGGUGAGCUACGACGCCAGCCAGACCGCCAUCAUAUGGGAUUUGUUCACCGGCCAGGAGGUCGUCCGCUUUGCCUCCUUCGAAGUCAUUCGCGUGGCCGCCUGGAUGCGCAAUGGCAACAUCGCCUUUGGGAGCGGAAAGGGCGAUAUAAUCCUCUUCGAACCGUCCACGUCCGAGCAUAUCUCCGCCAGAACCAUCUUCGACCCCAUUACUGCAUUAGCGCCUGCAGCUGACUGCCAGUCCCACGCUAUUGGAUACCAAAACGGCUCGAUACUGAUCGCCACGCUUCAACCUUUUACUAUCUUGCAUACCCUGUCCACCUCCAGAGCUCCGUCCCCAAUCGUAUCGCUAGCAUGGCAUGCUUCAUCGACAAAGCAGAAAUCCGACAUGCUGGCCACGCAGACUGUCGACGGUGACUUGCUGGUGUGGAGCGUGUCCAAACUUACCGCAAACGAUCUGCCCCGCGUCAUCAGAACUCUAAGGCGCCCAGAGUCCACCGCCACCACGCCUAAGUGGCUUGCUUGGUCUAAAAACGGUCGCAUUGUCCAGUACUCAGACAGCGAAACAUGGGCGUGGGACGUAAGAACCAAGCAUGUCACAUACGAGCGCAUUCCAACCAUCCAAGGCGUUCGAGGCAUCGCAAAUUACGGUCCAACUGCAACGCUCUUCACCCUGGGACCAAACCACACCGUACAGCAGUACGAUCUGCUCAACCCUAUGAUGGUUGCUAAUGUGCAGCACAUCCCGGGAGCUGAGACCUCAGGACGUGCCGAGGCCUUAAACACUUCAAUUCCGCUUCAGGCCGCGCUGGCUUCCACUCCACCUGCUCAUGUCAACCCCACAGUCGCGGAGCUCAAGGAUGCUUCUGUCAGUCCUUCGCCCCGCUCGACGCCGACUUUCGAAAUAACGGAGGCAAGCAGGACGGACCGCCCUCCGCUCCAAAGCCCGGAGUCUAUAUCCUCGAACUCCCUAAGCCGUCAUUACCAGCCUCGUGCUCCGAGAAGCUUGUACAGUGGCACUACUACAACGUUUUCUACCAGCUCGCCUGUACAAUCAGGUGCAGAAAGCGUAUACUCCAUGAGAUACACCUCGUCUGCAUCCAUUGUCUCCGGAGGCUCCCUGCGUGGAACAUCUCGCCUUCGCAACGAAUACAUCCCUAGCUCUGUUGACGAGCCUAUCGCCGACCUAUUUCCGUUUAUUCGAAGCCGUUUGAACGAGGUGCCGUUUCGCCCUCCGCCACGCCUUAACGAGGCGGAGCUCAAUCCGGAUGAACUGCGGAAGCAAAUGCUCAAUGUGGUCUUUGGUUGGGAGGGCGAUAUUCUGGACCUGCUUCACGAUGAGCUACGACGGCAUCGACCUGGAGACCAACACUCGGUAAUCUUGGGCCGAUGGCUGGGCCAUGUCGACUAUGAUAUUCUUUUGGGGAUGGCCUCCUCCGCUUCUUCGCGAUACACCGGUUGGAUGCUCCUUGCACUUAGCACACUAAACACCCAGCUUGAGACAAAAAAGAUGGGCCAUACCUUUGUGCAAAAAUUGCUAGCGAGAGGAGAUAUCCAUGCUGCAGUUGCUGUCCUAAUCGGUAUGGGAGAUGGAAAUGAUGGUGUUGAAGUCUACGUAUCGAGGAAUAUGUAUAUGGAGGCCACCCUCCUCACCUGCCUGGUAAUGCCUACUGAGUGGGCCAGGCAAUCAUAUCUGGUGCGCAGAUGGGGCGAAUAUGUCGUUCAGAAUUCUCAGCAACACCUGGCCAUCCGGUGCUUCUCGUGCACAGAUACGGAUAACGCUGACACAUGGGCUUCGCCCUCUGUUCAAAUGGCGAACAUCCUUUCGAACCAGCUUGCCAGCAAGGCCCCCUCACCAUUAGUCGUUGUCCCACCUUCCGAUCCUAAACCUACAAGUUCGUCACCCAAAUCAUCUCGGCCUGCUGGCAAGCAACAGGCGCUGAAACUUAUCACUUCUUUUGGGCCCGAAAAUACCGCUUUCAGAUUUCCCGGUCUUCAGUCAGCUGAUCGCACGCCGAUCAAUAUGCCGGGCGUUACCCCUAUCGAGUCUGCCAUGGGGGACUAUAUCAUGUCGCCUGCCGGCUCUGCCCUUUACAAACAGAAACCCAGCAGGCCCAGUCUUUCUGCGCGGACCAUUACACCUGGCGGCCACAAGAACAGGUUACCAUCUAUAGGCGAGACUCCAACGGAUGUGAAUCCCCCAAGUCUACCGAUACCAAAAUCGUUACCUACGCCUGAUUACUCCGGCUCUGAGAGGGAAAAGGAGCACAAGUCAAUCAUGCCCCAGAAUCAACCCGUAUCUGAGGAUCAACCUCUGGUAUAUCUCACCUCUGCUAGAUAUACGCCCCGUAACGACCCUUUAGAGGACGAACCCAAAAAUUCUGUUCCGCAGGAGGAUACAAGUAUUCCUAUUAGGCCAACCUCGAAGACGGACCUUCGACCGGAAGACUUUUCAGUUUCUACUCGAAACGGUUCAAGAGACCGAAAACCCGAAGGACUUCACAUCAAAUGGCCCCCAGUCUAUUCUUCUCAAGAUUCUGUCCCUAGCUCUGGUGGAUCCCUGCUCUCUCAGCCGUUAUCUCUUCAGCGACGGGAAGGAAAUCCAAUUAUUGGAGUUAGUCCUACGUGGACCACAGAAGGGACUGGUUCUUUACCUUCAGGAAGUAUCAGCGGCCGAAGUGUCAACGACUACAUUAGUAGUCUGGACGCUGCCUCGUAUUACUCGCACAAGCACCAAAACAAUGAAUUCGGCUCCAAAGGAAAUAAGAAAGGAAAAGAAUCCCGAGGAAGAAGUAAACAACGAUAUAUCCAACCUGCCAAACGUUCACCCUCAUCUCCCGUCCCAAUGUCACCCGAAGACUUUGCACUAUACUCAUCAACUGGAAAUGAGUCUACCCCAAACCUCCAGGUGAAGGAGUCUAAAAAACACCGGAGUCGAAGCGACAACUCACGCCGACGAGCAUCAAAGUCUCGGGGCGGCCAGUCAUCGAGGCCGCCCUCCAGAAACAACGAUAACGCUGACCAGAGUUUCAGCGAGGGCAGGGAGGGCAGACGCCGACGAAGGGACAACAGUUUCGGGCUGAGGUCACCUUCUUCACCAGUUCCCAUGUCGCCCUCCGAAAGCCACAACGUGCCUGAGGACAAUUUACGGCUUGUCAGUGCCGACAGAAAUCAACGCUUAAAGUCUAGUGAUCGGGGUUCGAGCCGCCGUCCAGAACGCGGCACAAGCGCCCGACGUGACUCCUCUCCAGAUCGAAGGAAGCCUGGCAGCCGAUCACGGAGCCGGCAAGCGGUGGAGCAAGCAGUGGCCUUUGGACCCACUCUUCCGAGCUUAGCUCACGGCCAAGAGAGAAGUUAUACACCAGGCCAAGCUAGUGAUGGAGCUCCAAUAUUUGCCGAAAACAUAGAAUGGAACGGUCGGCUUGGCCAGGAUCAGACACAAAAAGAUGCCGAGCGGAUAAGAAAGGAACAAGCGGCAGCCGAGUUAGAAGCUCGACGACUCUCAUUAGUUCGUCGGCCAUCGGCUCCGGUCAUCCCUUUACCCGGCGAGUUGAGUGCGGGCCAGAGCGUGCCAGCCAGGUCUCGAGCCAUGAGCGGCGACAGCCCUCCCCUAACCAACGGCUCUUUCAGCCAAAGGGUCAUGGGCAGGCAUAAUCCGUCACCUGCCAUGUCGACACGCUCAGAUGGUUCGACUGGCCGUAACUUUGCACCUGUUCCUGUUGGCUUACCAGCCACACCACGGGCAAUGAGACAUCCUAAAUAUAGUUCUGGAUAUGGAGAUGUUCCGCCUCUGCCGGACAGUAGCAGCUUUGACUGCUUGAGUCCCGUCUCUCAAACCGAGCCUGGGCGCUCUCUUAGUAUUUCACGGUCAAUGUCGGCACCCAUCCCCGAGGAUGUCAGUGACCAGGCUAUUAGCGGCAUUCCUGCACACCCGCAUUUCCAGCCCCAGCUUCCAAGCAGCAGGAUUAAUAAAUCCAUUGGCCAUAGGAAGGAACUCUCUCAAGAUGGAACUCUGAAUUCGUCGCACUAUGGUAGCUUUUCCGGUCAAUCUGGAAGGAAAGAGAGUGAUGCCUUCGUACCUCCUGUUCUCCCGGAGCUGCAGCACUUGUCCAAUCCUCCGCCACCACCACCAGCUCCCUCCGGCGGAAUCAUAGAUGGCAGCAACCAGCACUUACCCCCAACAUCAGAGGAGCGCAACUCCCUCAUCUCUGGCGUUGGUACCAUAAAUAUUGCCAUUGACGAGCCUACCGUGCUCAACGCAGGCGAGUCUCCCAAGCAAGGGUCACAACCCUCUUUCUCCCCUACCGAAUAUCCACAUCCCAAUUUUCACGGCGCAGGCGGUGCUCGCAGCUCCAUGGCGGAAUAUUCCCACCGCCGCGGACGCAGCAUCAACGAUGGCCUGGCCAACAAGAUCCGCAGCCUAACGGAUCGAAUGCGAAGCACCAGCCGCGGGCGAAAUAUGCGCACGUCCCCUACCUGUGAUGUAGACGCGCCACCUUACGAAAGUGUGCCAAUGACAAGUGUGAUCGAAAACACCUAUCAAAACUUAAACAAGAAUGAGUUCUAG
Molecule: messenger RNA, 4842 nt
Organism: Ophidiomyces ophidiicola
Lineage: Eukaryota; Fungi; Ascomycota; Eurotiomycetes; Onygenales; Onygenaceae
Exons: 5
Coding region: 1-4842 (1613 amino acids)
Biological process (GO): positive regulation of transcription by RNA polymerase II
Cellular component (GO): nucleus
Molecular function (GO): transcription factor binding
Source: RefSeq, a predicted model, not a curated record